AUGGCGCAUAUGCUAAUAUGUAGAUUAGAACUCGUGAAAACCACGCUAGUCACAACUCAACCGCCCGGAGCAGUCAUGUCUGGAGUUGGUAUCGUCUUGGACAUCAACUAUAUUCCAAGAGCGCCCAAUUGGCCCACUGCCUUCUCCGGCUAUGUCUGCGGCACCAUCCCAACAAACGACGCGUCUUGUUAUGUAAACGCCGAUGCCCAAACCCAGGCAAAUAUCGGUAGCACAGCGCCUCGAACGUUCGCAUCCUGUUGCAACGGACCUAUAACCAACAUUACCUCUCCAGUCACAGACCCAAACGAUCCCUCAGUCGGAGUCAGUUGUCUAGCGUACUGUCCUGUCGAUUUCAUACGCACGUUAGAGCCUGAUUUUGGAGACUACUGGAACUGUAUAACAGAAAAACCCGACGAUAGGCAGGGCAUAUUGGACGAUACGAUCAAUGGACAAAUUACCUGUGGAUGGGUGGGUACUUCAGAUCAUGAUCGGUGCAUGAUAAGUCUUGCGGUGGAGUCUCAAUAUAGUUCAACUGCGACCGAGAGCACGCAUAGUAAACUAUAUUUCAGUACCAAUACGAUACAGGAGCCGACGACAACCCCAACAUGUCCUCCUCAGCGGACUGUACAGUCUACCACAAGCACCACAGUUGCUGCAGCGACAUCGUCGAGUAAUCGUUCUGCUGCGUCGAGCACUGUACCAACAAUAUCCACCAUGAAAGCAGUGGGCAUCUUGCUCAUUUUAGCGUUGGUUGGAUUUGUUUGA
This is a messenger RNA of Glarea lozoyensis ATCC 20868, 765 nucleotides long. RefSeq lists its product as uncharacterized. The record is from RefSeq and is a predicted model, not a curated record. The transcript has a single exon. NCBI's taxonomy places the organism in Eukaryota, Fungi, Ascomycota, Leotiomycetes, Helotiales, Helotiaceae. The coding region runs from base 1 to 765 and encodes 254 amino acids.